This is a messenger RNA of Ricinus communis (castor bean), 1229 nucleotides long. RefSeq names its product E3 ubiquitin-protein ligase RNF8. Lineage: Eukaryota; Viridiplantae; Streptophyta; Magnoliopsida; Malpighiales; Euphorbiaceae. The transcript is spliced from 2 exons. The record is from RefSeq and is a predicted model, not a curated record. Bases 486 to 1067 code for a protein of 193 amino acids.
AAAGGGAAGAUAGCAGGCAUUUUUCAAUAUUUCCAUAGACAUAGGCCGGCCAAAGGCCAGUGGGAAAUAUCCGACUCCCAAAAUGAUCCUCGGCCUAACCCCAUUUGAGAGUAUCUGAUAAAAUUGACAAAAGCUACUGUCAAAGAAGAAAAUAUAUCAAAACACAGCUUGCGGGCCCCAAAAAUUCCUGGUGGCAUAAUUUUUGGUUGUUCCAUUCGGUUCAGUUAUUCCCCCCCUUUGGCUGCCUCCUGCCUAUUUCAGACUCACUCAUUGUGCUCUUCCUUUCUUCUACAAAAGCAAGAAACAAAAGGAAAUACUUUCUUGGGUUUUGUUUAUUUUGGUCUUUUCUUGUUGCUGCUCCAUUCAAGUUUUUCCAUACUACGCUACUGAAUCACUAGUAGAAGCUGCUGUCACUUGUCACUGAAUUUUCAAGAAUUAGUCAAUUACAGAGAUAGAGACACAGAAAAUUAAGAAAGAAAGAAAAAAUGAACGGCCCAGAUGCAAUCACAAAAUGGAAGAACUUAAAGCAACUGCUAUCAUUCAAAGGGCUCGGUUGCUGUGGGGCCACAUGGACUCCAAGAACAACAAUCAGGACCAUCAUAGAGGAAGAAAGUGAUCAAGAAGAAGAGCCCAUCAUCAUCAUACAACAACGGGACCAAGUGAGCAGUGAUCCGACGGUGGUGAUGGGCUCAGGGAUGAACUUGGCAAUGGCGUUAGCUGAAGAGCGUAAUUUGCGGAGAUCAAGUGUGGGUCCCGCAGUGAAAAGCGCGGGGCCACCAAUGAAGACGUUGAUGAGAUUGAUUGAAGAAACGGAGGGUGUUGAUUUGAUGAGAAAAAAUAAAAGAAGGGGAAGUGACGAGGAGAGGAUUAUUAAUAAUAUUAUUAAGAAGGAGAAGGAAGGAGAGAAUGACUGGGUGUGCUGCGUGUGCAUGGAGAGAAAUAAAGGAGCAGCUUUUAUUCCGUGUGGACAUACCUUCUGUAGGAUCUGUUGUAGAGAAAUGUGGGUCAAUAGAGGUACUUGUCCUAUUUGUAACCGUCCAAUUGUCGAGAUCCUUGAUCUCUUUUGAUUCUUUCUUCGUUUCUCUUUUGUUGACUCGUUUUUCUUUUUCUUUUUCUUUUUCUUUUAAUUUUUGUUUUUUUUCUAGAAAAACAAAAGAAAUUCUCUCUUUUGUGCUGUGAGUGAGCCAUCAGAAACACGAAAUGCCAACAUUUGCAUGUUUUUCCUUUUA